Molecule: messenger RNA, 2262 nt
Organism: Cryphonectria parasitica EP155
Lineage: Eukaryota; Fungi; Ascomycota; Sordariomycetes; Diaporthales; Cryphonectriaceae
Exons: 3
Coding region: 1-2262 (753 amino acids)
Biological process (GO): regulation of DNA-templated transcription
Molecular function (GO): DNA-binding transcription factor activity, RNA polymerase II-specific; zinc ion binding
Source: RefSeq, a predicted model, not a curated record
AUGGGCAGCCAGGAAAUAGGCAGCGGGUCAGAUCGACCUGCGCCGCGUAAACGGACCAAAACUGGAUGCAUUACCUGCAGGAUUCGUCGUGUGAAGUGCGACGAGACUCGACCGAGCUGCAACAGAUGCACCCAGUCCAAGCGGGUAUGCGAUGGCUACCUGCCCAACACAGAACAGGACGACCCUCGUGGUGAGUCCUCGGGCAAUGGGCGCCGCACCACGACGGUCAAACCCGUCUCGCGCCGUGCGCUCGCCAUCGCCAUUCGACAGGUGAACGUGGUAGGGCCAGCGGUGCGCGUGCUGGCGCCGUCGCCGUACCUCGAGGACGACGUUGCCUGCUUCGACUUCUUCCGCCUGCGGCUGACGGCAGUAUCGAGUGAUCCCAAGGACUCGGCCCAGAGCGUCAGCGGCUUCUGGAACUGCACGCUGCUGCAGGCUGCGCAUCUCGAGCCGGCUGUGUGGCAGGCCGUCGCGGCUCUGGGUGCGCUGUAUCGGAGAUGGGAGGUUGUGUCGGGUGGUGGUGGUGGUGGUGGUGGUGGUGGUGGUAGUGGUGGCCGUCAUCGUUUGUCACGACAUGCAAAGAAGCAAAAGAAGGAGGGAAAGAACCUCCUAUGGUUGGAAGCCUCGAGCAGCAGCAGCAGCAGCAGCAGUGAUGACACCGGCUCACAUGUCAGCACACCAAGUAGUAGCAGCAGUGAUGAGAAGAACGAAGACAACGACGACAACGACGAUGAAGACCACGAUGAUCACGGUCAUGGUUCUGGUGUGGCGGACCAGUGGAACGAACAGUCUGUGCGACUCGCAGACCAGGCUGGUACUUGUUACAGCAGCGCCAUGAGGCUGGCCAGCUCCAUCCGGGACCCGAGCACCAUGCUCGUGCUGAGCCUGGCCCUGGCCGCGGCGGCGAACCUCUCUGGGAGAUGGGUUGACAGCAGCGUGCACUUCCGCGCGGGCCAGAGGAUCAUGACCCAGCUCCGGAGCGAGGCACAGGGGAGGCCCAUCCGGGACGUGGAGAUGCACGCCGCCGAGAGCCUGGCCAGGCUGGGCGUGCAGUGGCUGUCCUUUGGCGACCAAAGGGCACCGUGGCCGCGCGAUUCUGAGGAGGCCUUCUUCAUGCUGCCCUCGUCGUCAGAGGCGGGACAGUAUGGGGUGCUCUGGAGCCUACACCGUGCCCACAUCGCCCUCAUUGGGAUCCUCGGACGUGUGCUGGCUGGGGCAGGAGGCGAGGACAUAGAAAGAGAGCAGCAAAUGAACGUACCAGCAGCGGACACGAACAACACCACCAACACCACUGACAGAUCUCACUCUACUGCCACAAGCACCACCGUGCCCUCACCCACUGAGGCCGAGGCCGCCGUCGUUCGGGAUCUGGAGGCGUGGGAACAGAACCUCACCGACCUCCUCGAGAGCAACAGCGUCUCGUCGUCGGCCAACCCUCACCACCACCACACAAACCCUCUCGACCUGCUCGCCCUCAAGCUCCUGCACGCGGCCACCCGCCUCCUACUAGCCGCGAAUAUCAUGCGGCCCGACUACAGCGAGCUGGGCUGGGACGGCUGCCUGGGCUACUUUGAGCGCAUCCUCGCGCUGGUGGCCCUCGUCCUGCGCGCCGAGGCGCACAAGAACCCGCUCCUGCAGUCCGUCAUGUCCCUCGACGAGCCCGCUAUCAACGUCGUCCUUUGGCUCACCGCCUACCGUUGCCGCCACCCGAUCCUCCGACGGCGGGCGCUGGCCCUGCUGCAGCGGGCGAGGCGGCUGGAGGGCGUGUGGAUGAGCACGAGCACGGCGGCGGCGGCGAGGAAGGUCAUCGAGGUCGAGGAGACAGGGGGUCUGAGCAGAAACAGCAGCAGCGGUCCGUCCGCCACGUUGGAGCAACAACAACAACAACAACAACAACAACAACGAGAAGAAGAAGACAACAAUAGCGGCUUCUCCUUCUCCUCGUCCUCCUCCCUUCCCAGCUACAACGUCGGCGGGUGGUCUGCGGUAGAGGCGGCGCUGAACCGGGAGAUCGAGGCCGAGGACCCGCGGUCGUGGCUUGGCCCGCACUGUGCGCGCCGCUGGGCGUCCGAGUCCAAGAUGGGCUGGGGCGUGCUGCCGGGCGACUUUGUGGUGCCGCUGCGGCGGCGUGUCACGCACUUGGGUGUGUUGGCCGAGUAUGACCCGCGCGUGGGCAGGUCGAGGGCCGACCUGGUGUUGCACUUUGCGGACUGGGGCGUUGAUGGCCAGCUGCGGAGGGAGAUGCUGUCGGUGUACUUUUGA